CCCGCCAGGCUACCCUGGGCGCGCCCGCGCCGCCCCUCGGUCCCCUCAGUAGGGUCGCCUUGGCCCUUUGGUCCCAGAUCGGCAUGUCGCGCGCUCUGGAGCCCGAGCGGCGGCUCCUGGCCAUCUACACCGGCGGUACUAUCGGCAUGCGGAACGAGGGCGGCGUGCUCGUCCCUGGGAGGGGCCUGGCCGCUGUCUUGAGGACGCUGCCCAUGUUCCAUGAUGAGGACCACGCCCGGGCCCUUGGCCUCCCCGAGGACACCCUGGUGCUGCCGCCCGCCAGCCCUGACCAGAGGGUCAUCUACACGGUGCUGGAGUGCCAGCCCCUCUUCGACUCCAGUGACAUGACCAUCACCGAGUGGGUUCAGAUUGCCCAGACCAUCGAGAGACACUAUGGGCAGUACCACGGCUUCGUGGUCAUCCACGGCACCGACACCAUGGCCUUUGCGGCCUCCGUGCUCUCCUUCGUGCUGGAGAACCUGCAGAAAACCGUCAUCCUUACUGGCGCCCAGGUGCCCAUCCACGCCCUCUGGAACGAUGGCCGCGAGAAUCUGCUGGGGGCCCUGCUCAUGGCCGGCCAGUACGUGAUCCCCGAGGUCUGCCUGUUCUUCCAGAAUCAGCUGUUUCGGGGCAACCGAGUGACCAAGGUGGACUCGCGCAGGUUCGCAGCCUUCUGCUCCCCCAACCUGCCCCCUCUGGCCGUUGUGGGUGCUGACGUCACACUCAACCGGGAGCUGGUGCGGAAGGUGCGAGGGAAGGACCGGCUGGUGGUGCACGGCAGCAUGGAGCGUGACGUGGGGCUGCUGCGUCUCUACCCCGGCAUCCCCGCCGCCCUGGUCCGGGCCUUCCUGCAGCCCCCCCUGAAGGGCGUGGUCAUGGAGACGUUCGGCUCCGGGAACGGACCCACCAAGCCGGACCUGCUUCGAGAGCUUCGGGCGGCCACCGAGCGUGGCCUCAUCAUCCUCAACUGCACACACUGCCUUCAGGGCACUGUGACCUCUGGCUACGCGGCCGGCAUGGCCGUGGCGGGAGCUGGCGUCGUCUCAGGCUUCGACAUGACGUCAGAAGCCGCCAUGGCCAAGCUGUCCUACGUGCUGGGCCAGCCGGGGCUGAGCCUCGGCAGCAGGAAGCAGCUGCUGGCCAGGGACCUGCGCGGGGAGAUGACGCUGCCCUCGGGGGACGAGCACCGGCCCUCGCCGACUGUCCGCGCGCUGGGCAUGGAGGUGACGCAGCUCCUCAGCCUGAGCCAGGAGGCCGAUGCUGUGCGUGACGCCCUGACUCCUGGCCUGGCCUGCGCCGCGGCCCGAGCUGGCAAUCUGGACGUGCUGCGGGCGCUCGUGGAGCUGGGCAGUGACCUGAGCCAAGAGAACUUUAACGGUCAGACCCCUCUGCAUGCGGCCGCCCGGGGAGGUCACCCUGAGGUGGUGUCCAUGCUGUUGCAGAGAGGGGUGGAUGUGAGCGCCCAAGAUGAGGAUGGACUGAGCCCGCUGCUGCUGGCGGUGAAGGGCAGGCAUCAGGAUGUCAUUGGGCUGCUGCGGGCAGCUGGGGCCUCCCUGUCCCCUGAGGAGCUGGAGGACUCAGGGACGGAGCUGUGCAGGCUGGCAUCCAGGGCAGACCUCGAAGGCCUGCAGUCAUGGUGGCGGGCGGGGGCCGACCUGGGUUGCCCAGGCUACGACGGGCGCAGUGCCCUGCUUGUUGCAGAAGCAGCGGGGAACCUGGAAGCGGUGACCUUUCUGCAGAACCUCCAGGGAGGAGCCGGUGUCCAGGCCUCAGGCCCAGGAAGAGGUCUCAGAGACCAAUUUUCGGGAAGUGCUGCCUGGAGUCUAACCUGAAGCUGCCUUGCUGCUGAACACGCCUUUCCUUCCUGCUGUGGCUGCUGGAGGGGCGCCGCACCCCGCCCUGACUGGGACGUGUCCCCCACUGCCCCCCACGCAGCCUAAAGGUCUUGGUUGGGCAGAGUGGCAAUAAAGUUUCUCUGGGGACCCCUCGGUCCCCAGACCCCAG
Messenger RNA from Hyaena hyaena (striped hyena), 2004 nucleotides. It is a transcript of the gene ASPG, whose product is annotated as asparaginase. Lineage: Eukaryota; Metazoa; Chordata; Mammalia; Carnivora; Hyaenidae. Gene Ontology annotation, molecular function: asparaginase activity; protein binding. The transcript has 16 exons. The coding region runs from base 84 to 1832 and encodes 582 amino acids. The record is from RefSeq and is a predicted model, not a curated record.